AUCAAACACAAACUGAGAGACUGAAGUCCUUUCUUUCAGAGAAAUGCUGCUCCUGGUACUGGCAUUGCUUGCAGUUCUCUUCCCAGCUGGUGACACUCAGGAUGCCUUUCCGGAGCCAAUUUCCUACUAUGUCACCCAAAGCUCAUCAUUUUUCAACAGUACCUGGGCACAAAAUCAAGCUUCAGGCUGGUUGGGAGAUAUACAGAUUGAUGGUUGGAAUAGUGACUCAGGCACUAUCAUAUUCCGGAAAACCUGGUCUAAAGGCAACUUCAGCAAUGAUGAGAUUUUGGAAAUGGAGGAGUUAUUUCGACUCUACUUCUUAGGAUUUGUUAAAGAAGUCCAGGAACUUGUCAGUGAUUUCCAGCUGGAAUAUCCUUUUGAGAUCCAGGGCAUUGCAGGCUGUGAGUUGCAUUCUGGAGGAGCCAUUGUAAGCUUCUUGAUGGGAGCUAUAGAAGGACUGCAUUUCAUGAGCAUCAAUAAUUAUUCAUGUUUGCCUGCCCCAGAAGGUGGUACCAGGGCACAGAAAUUCUGUGCAUUAAUCUUACAGUACAAAGGAAUUUGUGAUAUUGUGGAAAAUCUCCUCACAAAAGUUUGCCCCAGAUAUCUGAUGAGUGUCCUAGAAGCUGGGAAGGCAGCUCUGCAGAAGCACGUGAAGCCUGAGGCCUGGCUAUCCCAGGGACCCAGCCCCGAGCCUGGCUAUCUGCAGCUGGUGUGCCACGUCUCUGGCUUCUACCCAAAGCCUGUGUGGGUGAUGUGGAUGAGAGGAAAUUCCUCCAUUGGUUGGAUCAUUUUGGCAGUAUUUGUGACCUGUUUGAUUGUUUUGCUGUUUUAUGUAUUAUGGUUUUAUAAGCACUGGUCAUAUCAGGAUAUUUUGUGAUUGCUCACUGUCUCAUUUGUAUGAAUUAGAAUUAGUUUCAGGAUGUACAGAAAAUUGAAUUUUCCACCUGGGAGUCCAUGCUCUUUCAUUACAUCAAAUAUCCAUUAUUUUUUUGGUAAGCCAUAUCAACAAAAAAGGACCUUUGAGUAUAUUUUGGGAUUAUAUCAAUAAAAAACAUGUGCCCAGAUUUUAUCUCAUAUUAGUAUAUGUUUCUGGUUCUUCUUAGAAUGAUAAUGUGUUUUACUUGUCUUAUUCUAUUAGUUUGGUAAUUACAUCUAUUUUCAAAUGGGAAAUUAAGUUGUGUUUGUGAUUUUUCUGUCCUUUUCUACAAUUUGUGUAUGUGGAUUCAAUGUGCAAAUAUUUUGUUUAUAGUUAUCAACCUUCAUUUAAUUCUUUCCACAUUCUUGUCAGUUAUUGAUAUUAAGGAUUCUUUGAUUUAAUAAAAUAACUUCAAAGCA
This is a messenger RNA of Cavia porcellus (domestic guinea pig), 1335 nucleotides long. It is a transcript of the gene Cd1b2, whose product is annotated as CD1b2 molecule. Bases 44 to 877 code for a protein of 277 amino acids. The record is from RefSeq and is a predicted model, not a curated record. Gene Ontology annotation, molecular function: lipopeptide binding; endogenous lipid antigen binding; exogenous lipid antigen binding. NCBI's taxonomy places the organism in Eukaryota, Metazoa, Chordata, Mammalia, Rodentia, Caviidae. Gene Ontology annotation, cellular component: external side of plasma membrane. The transcript is spliced from 6 exons. Gene Ontology annotation, biological process: antigen processing and presentation, endogenous lipid antigen via MHC class Ib; antigen processing and presentation, exogenous lipid antigen via MHC class Ib; immune response.